AUGUCAAUCAGAACGGAAGAAAGUGACAGGGCCGUGACGCUCAGAGGCCGCGAGACGGCAAGCGGCGGCGUAGGCCGUCUUCGGCUCGAGAGCUUCUUCAACUCUCCAAAGUUCUCCGACUUUGCCAUCAAAGUGGGCGACCGCGAGUUCAAGGUCCACAAGAUCGUCAUAUGUGGUCAGUCAGAUUACUUCGAUCGCUUGUUCGAAGGAAAAUGGAAGGAAGUUCUUGAAGACUCGAGCGACCUCGUGGGAGACGACCCAGCGGCCGUCGAGGCAAUGGUCCGCUUCAUGUACGAAAACGAAUACGACAGCAGCGGAUACGACGACACGGACAUGUCUCCGAUGGUUUUCGACGUCCUGGUGUACCAAGUCGCGGAUAAAUACGGCGUCGGAGCACUCAAGAAGUUGUCCAAGGGAAAGUUCGACCGUGCGACCAGCAUUUGCUGGGAGAUGGACGAUUUUCCUCGCGCGGUAGCUCAAGUCUACAGUUCUCCCGAAUGCGAGGAACUCCGUGACACGAUCGCUCGAGUUUCUAGCAAGCACAUCGACAAGUUAACCAUGAAGAACAACUUCUUCCGAGUCCUCCAAGAGACGACUGGCUUUGCUGCUGACGUGGUUCGGCGCAUGGUCAAAGGUGCUAAUUUGCAAGGCCAAACCCAAUGUCCCAAUUGCGGCGAGGAAGUGGAAUUUUAG
Molecule: messenger RNA, 693 nt
Organism: Exophiala spinifera
Lineage: Eukaryota; Fungi; Ascomycota; Eurotiomycetes; Chaetothyriales; Herpotrichiellaceae
Exons: 3
Coding region: 1-693 (230 amino acids)
Molecular function (GO): protein binding
Source: RefSeq, a predicted model, not a curated record